Messenger RNA from Thlaspi arvense, 342 nucleotides. NCBI's taxonomy places the organism in Eukaryota, Viridiplantae, Streptophyta, Magnoliopsida, Brassicales, Brassicaceae. The record is from the annotation of a GenBank genome assembly.
AUGAGGCUGAUCCAAGCAUAUGUACAACGCAACCUAAGCCUUUCACAUUUCAAACACAAACACUUCAUAACUAACUUCUCUUUAUCAACCGCAAAUGGAGAAAAUAAGAGAUUUAUCGUCGAAGAAAGCAGCAGUAAUAUUCACAAAGAGCUCAUGUUCAUCAAGACGCUAUUCUACGAACUAGGAGCUAGUCCGGCGAUCCACGAGCUCGAUAAAGAUCCCGAAGGCCGUGAAAUGGAACGGGCCCUACGUACUCUCGGCUCAUCAAACCCGACUGUUCCAGCUGUUUUUGUCGGAGGAAGCCAAAGACAUCAUCUCGUUCCACGUCGACGGCUCGCUUAA